AUGAUAUUACAGGAACGUCUGGUCGAGAGAUUGUGGAAAUGUUUUGAGAGGAAAACCAAGGAAUUUCUGCGCAGCACAUCUUUGCAGGGCCUGAAAUAUGUGUGGGACAAUGAUUUGCCAGGUUGGGUGCAGUUAUUUUUCGCCAAGGUGUUUGUUAUCGUUGUAUGCCUGGCCGUAAACCUGGCCGUGAACGUGUUCAACAAAUGGCAAAGCACGCCAGUUAUCAUUGGCAUCAGUUCGACCAUGACACCGAUACAGGAUAUACCCUUCCCGGCGAUAACCGUGUGCAGCAUGAACAAGGCGAAGAACUCAAAAGUGGCCAACUUUCGACCAGGAACCUUAGAGUAUGCGAUGCUGCAGAAGACUUGCAAUCAGGAUUUCAAUUUUACGGAUUAUAAAUCAUUGAGACCUCGCUCCAAGAGCGAUACGUACGCGAAGUUCAUCGUUAACGUGUCCCACAAAUGCGAGGAGCUGAUCGUUUCGUGUAUUUUCGGACAGAAGAGCCUGCCCUGCACCGAUCUCUUCCGAGAGUUUUUCGUUGACGAGGGCCUAUGCUGCGUGUUCAACUUCCUCCAUCCGUACUAUAUAUACAAGCAUAGUGCAUCCUCUAUACGGGACUACACGUCAUCCAGGGGCCUCACAGACAUUGCCGUGGACUGGAACCCCAUUAGCGGCUAUCCAAAGCAUCUGCCAGCGGGCUUCUAUCCUCGUCGGGGCAUUGGCAUAGGCCUGGCCAAUGGUCUUCAAAUUGUGCUCAACGGGCACACGGAUGAUUAUUACUGUUCAUCCACAAAUGGGCAAGGAUUCAAGGUGCUCUUGUACAAUUCGAUUGAUCAGCCGCGUCUCAAGGAAUCCGGCCUGCCGAUAAUGCUCGGCCACGAGACGAACUAUAGGAUCGUGCCGAAUAGCUAUGAGGCUGUGCCCAGCAUACGUAGCAUCGAUCGGAGCAGGCGCCAAUGCAUUUUCAGCGACGAACAGGAUCAGGAGCUGCUCUUUUACAAGUACUACACACGCCGGAACUGUGAGGCCGAGUGCGAUGCGAUGUACUUCUUGAGGCUCUGCAACUGUAUACCAUAUCAUCUGCCGUUGAUCUAUCGGAAUGCCACCGUCUGCCAUGUGAGGCACUUUGACUGCCUGAACCGUGCGGAAUUGGAGAAUGUGGAUGGCGAGAGUACGGCGUGCAAGGAGCAUUGCCUGACCAGCUGCCACGAUGUCACAUAUUUUCCGAAUCCAUUCGCCAUACCCACAAUGCCCUUUAACCAGCAGGGUGCUCGGGUUAAGAACGAGUACUUCAGCAAUUUCUCAACGGAUUUCAUUCUCAAGAACCUGGCCAUUGUCAACUUCUACCACGAUGACAACUACUUUCGCAGCUAUGUGCGUUCCUCGUACACAGGCCCCACAGAAUAUAUGUCAUUAACCGGCGGCAUUAUGAGUCUAAUGUUUGGUUUCAGUGUAGUUUUCAUGUCGGAACUGUUCUAUUUCAUAUUUCUGCGCUCACUCUUCGAGUACAUCCAGCUUUGGUGUACGGCUCGUCGUAAUAGAGUCAACAUAUUAGACGCAAAUCAAUAA
Messenger RNA from Drosophila novamexicana, 1569 nucleotides. RefSeq names its product pickpocket protein 28. Gene Ontology annotation, cellular component: membrane. The record is from RefSeq and is a predicted model, not a curated record. NCBI's taxonomy places the organism in Eukaryota, Metazoa, Arthropoda, Insecta, Diptera, Drosophilidae. Gene Ontology annotation, biological process: sodium ion transmembrane transport. Bases 1 to 1569 code for a protein of 522 amino acids. The transcript has 5 exons. Gene Ontology annotation, molecular function: ligand-gated sodium channel activity.